AUGAGGCCACAGAGCGGGUUUGUUUCUUAUUCUUCUUUUCACUAUGGCGGAUGUGCCUGGGAUUGAGGCCAUCAGCUGUGAAGGGAGCGGUCCCCUCCUCUUAUUUCAAGGGCAAGGCAGGCUGAAAAGUGUUGUCAAAGGGUGAAGACACUGCAUUCUCAGCCAGGGUUUAAUAAGACUGUUUUUAGAAUGGAGUUUAGGAUCAGGAGUACAACACUCCCUACUACUUUUUGUACAGUGUGCUCCGGUGCGUUGGAUAUUAUUUUUAUAAUUAUCUUUAUUUUUAUUGAUAUCUCAUUUUUUACCCCAUUUGCACCACUGGCACUCACUGUGGUCACUUUUGUUGAGCUAUACACCAUAACCCUAAGGUCUGUUUUUCAGUUAUGCACCACCAGUUCAGAUUAGUCCUUUAUAUAUAUGAGAAGUUAGGUGGUUGUUGUUUAGUCGUUUAGUCGUGUCCGACUCUUCGUGACCCCAUGGACCAGAGCACGGAGUACUUACUUAUAAGGGACGGCUGCCCCUAUGGUCUAAACCACUGAGCCUCUUGGGCUUGCCAAUCACAAGGUCAGUGGUUCAAAUCCCCACAACGGAGUAAGCUCCUGUUGCUCUGUCCCAGCUCCUGCCAACCUAGCAGUUUGAAAGCAUGUCAGUGCAAGUAGAUAAAUAGGUACUGCUGUGGCGGGAAGCUAAACGGCGUUUCCGUGUGCUCUAGUUUCCGUCACGGUGUUCUGUUGUGCCAGAAGUGUUUUAGUUAUGCUGUCAUUAGUUUAUGUCUCAAUUCAUUAGACACACACACAGAUAGGUACUCAAUUUAAGUACAGUAGAUAAACAUGUCAUCUUUAUAACUGGGGGGGGGGAUAGAUUGUAAGUCUGAGGGCAGGGGCUGUGUUAUUUAAUUGAUUCUAAGUAAGCUACUCUGAGAUUCUGUUUGGCUGAAGAGUGGGGUACAAAUGUUAUAAAUUAUUUUAGAUCCCCUCUUUUUAGUUGCCAGGAUCCCCCCCUGCAGUUCUUUAAAAGUAGAAGUGAACUGCUGGUUUUCCACAUUUAAAUCAAAACACAUUGACAAAUAUCUAGCUAGGUCAUACUCAAGAGUAGACCCACUGAAAUAAAUGGACAAUGGGUCUAUUCUGAGUAUGACUAACAGUGAAUAUUACCUACUGUAUAUUUAAAACAGCUACUGGAUGGCUCUCAGCAGCUUUCAAUUUCAAAAGUGCAAGGAGAGUCUUUAUCUAGAAAAGAUUAUUUUUAACCCAGGGAAUGCUGCCUUUUAACAUGACUUUUAGCCUCUUCUAAAGCAGGCAAACAAGUUGGAUGGUUGAUGUUAUCUUUGGUUAGAAGCAAGAGAUAACGGAAAUGCCUGUUUCCCUGCUACCUAUGGAUAUAAACAACACUCUUUAUGAACUAGUUUAAGCUUGCUUCAUCUCUCUAUAUAUCCUGCAGCUCUUCCUCCUCAAGAGAAGUUCUGAAUGCUUCUUGUUGCUAAAAGGGGCUUUUAAAAGAAGAAUCAGAACACCUCCACACAAAAUGCCAUUUGGGGCUCAAUAUACCCAAGCUCCACAGGGGCAAUUUCUUUGACUAUAUGAGUGAAAGAGACAAAUAACCCUUCACCUAAUUUGUUCAUUAUCAUCACCUUUGAUCCAAUUCCUCGACAAACACACACAAAAGGCCAUUUAGGUCGAUAAGUGGUCGAUUAUUAAACAGUGAGUAUGCUGGAUGGAGGACUGACCUGAACACUGUAAACACUAAUGUCCUUUCCAAAAUAACUGGGAUCAAGGGGAAAGUGUCAGCUGCUCAAGUACAGUGUGAACUGCCAAGUUUUUCAGAAGGCUGUGAACCAAUCCAGGGCUUCUGUCAGCCGUAAAAUCCUUCCACCAUAGACAGUGCAAUCCUAUAUUCACUAGUUCUUGAAGUCUUCUGAAGUGGAGGCUCUAUCUGCUGCUGAAACCACUGCUGCAGAAGUGCCUGCGCACAUUAUGCUAAUGCUUCCCUGGUAAAGUUCUCCCUGCAGACCCCUGAAAAUGGAGUACUAUAGAAGUCAUAGGCAGGCCUGUGCACAGGAAGAGGGGGCAGCUGGGUACACUUUCCCCAGGCCUUGGAGGGCUAAGCAGGCUGGGGGCCCCACCAGAGACUGGCUGCUUUUUGCUUUGAGUUUAUAACUAUUCUAAAAAGUCUCCCACCUUGGGCCUCAGAGAAGCUCUGCACUGGCCUGGUCAUAGGUGAGGCAUGAGUGGCAUGGGGAGAAGUAUACAGACAUGGUAUACUAACCUCCCACUAUGCAAUUCAAACACACCAAACAGCUACAUCAGGACAGGACCAAAACAGCACCCAAACCAUCCCCAGCUCAGGAGGAGAGGGGAAAGGAAAAGUGUACCAGGCGGAGAAAUCUUCCUAUAUUAUUGGAGUCAAUGAGAGAGGAACUGAGCUUGGCUUCUAUGGCUCUGGGAGACUUGGUUCUAAGAAACGUGUUCUCAGAAUGGUCCUAAGAACUUUAUUCUGAACAGUUUCUAGGUUUUGAAGUUUCCUGCAGUCCCCAGAUCUCAGCACGGUAGAGGAUUCACCCACUCUGAUUUUUCAGAAUGGACAGAGCAGGCAUAGGCAAACUCGGCCCUCCAGAUGUUUUGGGACUACAAGUCCCACCAUCCCUAGCUAACAGGACCAGUGGUCAGGGAUGAAGGGAGUUGUAGUCCCAAAACAUUUGGAGGGCCGAGUUUGCCUAGGCCUGGGUCAGAAUUGGGUCAGUUUUUACCUUCACAUCUCCAUAUAUGGAGCAAAUUUGGGGACGGUGUGGGGCACACACAGCAGGAAGAGAGGAAGGAAGUCCCAUUGCACCAGUAAUUUUUGCACUAGCACAAUUAUUCCAUUGAAUAUUGCCCCAUACAUUUAAAGCACAUUUAUACUACUUGAGGGACGCGGGUGGCGCUGUGGUUUAAACUACAGAGCCUAGGACUUGCUGAUCAGAAGGUCGGCGGUUCGAAUCCCCGUGACGGGGUGAGCUCCCGUUGCUCGGUCCCAGCUCCUGCCAACCUAGCAGUUCGAAAGCACAUCAAAGUGGAAGUAGAUAAAUAGGUACCGCUCCUGCGGGAAGGUAAACGGCGUUUCCGUGCAGUGCUCUGGUUCGCCAGAAGCGGCUUAGUCAUGCUGGCCACAUGACCCAGAAGCUGUACACCAGCUCCCUCGGCCAGUAAAGCAAGAUGCACGCCACAACUCCAGAGUUGGUCACGACUGGACCUAAUGGUCAGGGGUCCCUUUACCUUUACCUUUACUACUUGAACAUUCACAAUGUCCCCCAAAGAAUUAUGGGAACCAUAGUUUACCCUUAACAGAACUACAGUUUCCUGAAUUAUUUGCGGGCAGUCAUGUGCUUUAAGUGCAUGCUGUAGAUAUGACUGGUGGGCUUGGUGAAUAGGGGCUCUUUUGUUUUAAAUACCUAUAUCCAAAUGUUGUACAUUCUGUAACACAAAGAUCAUGAGAUUCAAAUGUGUCAAUAUUUUACAUUAUGAGAUAGUCUGAUACUCUAUCAUCUACUGUCUGCCUUUCUGUAGUUGUGUGUUUUACAUGUAACUUGUGGUUCCAGAUGGAGAUGUGCUUCUAGCGAGACAUCCAUUAUGUGCACUGGUACCUGGUUAUGCAUCUGCGUCCACAUCAGAUCUUUGCAUGGAGAUAUUCACUAUUGGCCUAGGGCUACUAAAGAGUGAGUGACUCAAAGUGAAAGGAAAUGUGACUGAAUGAGAAAAAAAUGAACGAGUAUACUUGAAGGACUUCAGUACAAAUCACUAAACAUGACCAGUGCUUACAAUUUAACAAAGAGUCAGAUCAACAACUAAGGUACAAUAGGUUUUAUUUUUAUUUCAUUAUAAAUAGAGAUGUACAGAUGAAGGCCAAUACUGAGGUUCCUUCCCAGGAGCCUGUCACAGUAAACUCUUGCCCAUUUGAACCCACAGUUAA
Podarcis lilfordi (Lilford's wall lizard) is the source of this 3945-nucleotide messenger RNA. The record is from the annotation of a GenBank genome assembly. Lineage: Eukaryota; Metazoa; Chordata; Lepidosauria; Squamata; Lacertidae.